CCUGUUCUGCCUUCCGAAACCGAUCAAGCCUCGACUUGUGAAUUCAGUUUGUCACAAAACCCUCCUCCUCCUCUUUCCCUUUUCUGCCACUUCCUUUGAAUUUGAAGCCAUAAAAUAUGCAUCAAAGAUCAUCACUUUCACUCUUCAACUUACUUCGUAGAUACCCUUUUCUCCAAUCUACAAAACCCACUUCUUUUCUGUUCAAAUUACUUUCCCUGAUUUCUACCCAUUCAAAAUCCCCUAAUUCAUCCAAACCCAUUUCGAAUUUCUCCAAUUCCAAUCACUCUACCAUCUUAAUCUCUCAUUUGAGGAGAUAUAGUGGGGAUGCAGCUGAUGAUUUUGACAAGCUUAAGAUAAUCGAUGAGAUUAACUUGAAAUUUGCUGAAGCAAGAGAGGAGAUUGAGGCAGCUAUGGAGUCUAAAGAGACUGUUUACUUCAAUGAAGAAGCUGAGUGUGCUAGAGUGGCUGUUAAGGAAGUGCUGGAUAUGUUUGAUGGGUUGUUGGGGAAGUUGCAGGCCAAAGAUAAAGAAGCUUUGCAGAGGUCUAUGGGACUCAAGAUGGAGCAGCUUAAGGCUGAGCUUCAGCAAUUGGAUGAUUGAAUUUCAUUCAUUUUUGAGGUUUGAGUUUUUAGCUUCAAUGAUAGUGCUUAUGGUUAUUUAUAACAAGGGUAACAUUGCAUACAUUGGACCCUCUUCCAUUAAUGGCAUUGGGUAAUGUAUUAUUGAUGUUGUUGGAUGAUAGUGCUUAUUUUUAUUGAGAGUAAUCCUAAUUAUGUGGAUUAUUCUGCAAGUAGUUAUGUUAGUUGCCCAGGAAAUUCUUGUGAAACCCAUCAUCUAACAAGUUUUCUUUUCAAUAGGGAAAUAAUUUGUCUUUA
Molecule: messenger RNA, 874 nt
Organism: Amaranthus tricolor (Joseph's coat)
Lineage: Eukaryota; Viridiplantae; Streptophyta; Magnoliopsida; Caryophyllales; Amaranthaceae
Product: embryogenesis-like protein
Exons: 1
Coding region: 117-599 (160 amino acids)
Source: RefSeq, a predicted model, not a curated record